Silurus meridionalis is the source of this 909-nucleotide messenger RNA. Its product is annotated as pentraxin fusion protein-like. The record is from RefSeq and is a predicted model, not a curated record. The transcript has 3 exons. The coding region runs from base 184 to 858 and encodes 224 amino acids. NCBI's taxonomy places the organism in Eukaryota, Metazoa, Chordata, Actinopteri, Siluriformes, Siluridae.
UUCUGACAUUUGUUUCCUUCCUAAUGUGCUUUAGAGAGUUGUGUUGUGCAGAGGAAAGUGUGAGUACAGCGGCGAUAUCACUAUUAGUGCUACUACAUCUACUGUACAAAUCCAUCAUAUGGCAAGAAACAUUUAGUUAAGGAAAGAGGAAAGAUCCAGCAUUACUUUAAGAAAUAAAGUAAGAUGCUGGCCCUGGUGUCCUUGUUGCUCUCUCUGUUGUCCCUACCCUCAGCAAGUAAAGGAGGUCUGAAUGGGAAGGUUCUCCUGUUCCCGUUUGAGACAGAUUUCAGUUUUGUGAUGCUUUCUCCUCAGAAGCCUCUGUCCCUCUCUGCGUUCACUCUGUGCAUGCGUGUGGCCACAGAGCUGCAGGAUAAGCGUGAGCUCAUCCUUUUCGCCUAUCGCACCAACACCACCGACGAGCUAAACGUGUGGCGCGAGAGCGACGGCCGGAUCUCGUUCUACCUGGCCGGAGACGCCGCCUUGUUCCACCUCACGCCUCUGUCCAGCUUCCGCACUCACCUGUGUCUCACCUGGGAGUCCAGCAGCGGACUCGCCGCCUUCCACGUGGACGGACGCCGCAGCACGCGCCAGAUCUACAAAGCGGGACACAAGAUCCGCCCUAACGGCAGCGUUCUGCUCGGCCAGGACCCCGACACCUACCUGGGGAACUUCGAGACGACGCAGAGCUUCGUGGGUGAGAUGACGGACGUGAACAUGUGGGACUUCGCUCUGUCUCGGGUGCAGAUCAACGCCCUGUACACCAACAUGAAGCACAGAGUGCCACGUCCAAACGUGUUCGACUGGAACACCGUUGAGUACGAGAUCCACGGCAAUGUCCUGGUGGUGCAGGAUGACUGAUCUCUCACACACACACACACACACACACACACACACACACACACACACACA